Messenger RNA from Triticum aestivum (bread wheat), 1401 nucleotides. Its product is annotated as autophagy-related protein 18d-like. Bases 100 to 1044 code for a protein of 314 amino acids. The transcript has 4 exons. The record is from RefSeq and is a predicted model, not a curated record. Gene Ontology annotation, molecular function: protein binding. NCBI's taxonomy places the organism in Eukaryota, Viridiplantae, Streptophyta, Magnoliopsida, Poales, Poaceae.
UAAAUCACGGUCACGGACGCCCAGGGUAAGUACGUCGUCGCCGCCGUGCUGAUCGAUUCAUCACGUAGCUAGCUAGGUUUCGACUUUGAUUGAACGACCAUGGCGCCUUCGUCGUCGUCCCCCGCGGCCACCGCCGAAGCCGACUCCCCGAUCGUCCACGUCGCCUUCAGCAGCGGCGCAUCCCACUUCGUCGCGUCCACGGCCACCGGGUUCCACGUCUUCUCCUGCGACGAGAAGGUCGAGCGUGUCCACUACAAGUCCGACGCCGUCGCCUCGCCCGGCGUCGUCGUGACCUCCGCCGGGCUGUUAACGCGAUCGCGCGUGGCCGUUGUGACCCGGACGACAGGCGCCGUCGAGGGCGCAGCCGAGCACCACGCGAUCUACUUCUGGGACGAGGAGAGCAAGCCCGGCAGCGUCGACGUGCACGCGCACGCGUCCAGCCUGUCGUGCAUCGCGCUCUCCCGCGACGGCCGGCUGCUCGCCACAGCCGGAUCAAAGGGCACGCUCGUGCGCAUCUUCACCACCGACGACGGCGCCAUGGUCCAAGAGCUAAGGAGAGGCAUCGAUAGAGCAGACAUCCACUGCAUCACCUUCUCGCCGGACUCCAGAUGGUUGGCCGUUUCCAGCGACAAGGGGACGGUCCACGUUUUCCCCGUCGCCAGCGUCGACAAAGCAACCUCGACAACGGAGGGCGGCGACGGCAAUGCCCUCCCGGUGGCCCCGUCACGAGCAGCGGCGUCUCCUCCUGCACCGGCAGCAGCCAAGCAGGGAUCAUUACUGCCAUCGUUCUUGAAAGGUUACUUGCCGAGUUACUUCAGCUCAGAGUGGUCUCUGGCGCAGGUCCGGCUCCGUGAGGGCGUCGAGUACGCGGUGGAGUUCUGCCGGCAGCACGCCAACAUCAUCCUCAUCGUCGGCACGGACGGAAGCUUCUACCGGUGCGGUUUCGACCCCUUGAACACCGGCGAGAUGAAGCAGCUGGAGCACAGGAGAUUCAUGAAGACCAAGGAGUCCGAGGACAGUCAGAGAGUCCAGUCUGAGACUUAGCCAGUUCACAAUUAGACGAUGUACAAUGCAAUUCUUGUUUCUAUAGUAGAUCCAGUGGCGGAGCUUGGCCCAGAAAACUGGGCGGGCCGACAGUAGGAAAGAACUAUUGGGAUGGUGUUUCAUGGCCCAAAAGUAAGUAUACACUACAGAAAAAUCGAAUGGGCUGGGCGGGCCACGGCCCAUUCGGCCUUGCUGUAGCUCCGCCACUGAGUAGAUCCCUGGUGAUGUGCCCUGUCCUUCCUGAUGUAAUGUAGGGGAGGUUUUGAGUUCGUCUAGUCUUUUUAGCAGCAGUAGUAGUAGAUGGACUCAUGCUCUUGUAAGAUUGAACGGCUUUGGUUUUUCUUUAAUGGAAAUCAG